CAUGGAGACCACGUGCUGAUAACCCCUUCUCGGCAUGGGAAUGGAGGCGGGCUCUUCAUGCUGGGAAGAAGUGACGGCGUUCUAAAUCCUGGAGGGAUCCGGUUUGGGUCAUCUGAGAUAUAUAAUGUUCUUGAAACGUGCUUCUCAUUUUCAGAAGAACGGAACGCGAACGACACAAUCGAGGAUGCACUGGUUGUGGCGCAGUCCAUUGAAGCCGGCGCAGACGAACGCGUGAUCCUGUUCAUUAAGCUUUAUAGCAAGGGGGCGCUAUCAAUAGAAAUGGAGAAGCAGAUCAGAUUAGAAAUAAGGUCACGACGAAGCCCACGCCAUGUUCCUGCUCGAAUUAUCCAAGUCGACGACAUCCCGUACACCUUGAACGGCAAGCGCGUGGAGGUUCCAGUUAAAAAGGUAUAUUUUCAUAAAUCAUAG
Suillus paluster is the source of this 429-nucleotide messenger RNA. RefSeq lists its product as uncharacterized. Gene Ontology annotation, cellular component: cytosol. Lineage: Eukaryota; Fungi; Basidiomycota; Agaricomycetes; Boletales; Suillaceae. The annotation marks the transcript as partial. Gene Ontology annotation, molecular function: acetoacetate-CoA ligase activity. The transcript is spliced from 3 exons. The record is from RefSeq and is a predicted model, not a curated record.